AUUUAUAGCAAGUAUCCGACAAGAAAUAAAUCUAUCGACCCUACCUACCUACAACUUUCUUAGUUCCUCUCCUAACAUGUCUCAGGAUCCAAACCACAUAGGACUUCUACCCCCUCCCCCACUGCUCCCCAACCAGCCGCUCCCUCUACCUGUGUCUCAGUACCAGGCCCCACCACCAUCUCAUUAUCCUCCUCCUCUUCCUCCUCCUCCUCUUCAGCCAGUCUACAGGAUGCAGUAUCCUACCUCUACUAUGCAUGCGCAAGGUUAUUUGAAUCCUUAUCAGCAGAGUGUACCAGGUAUCUCAACACAGAGCCACUACAACAUAACCCCAGCAGCUGCUCAAGUCAACCCUGUCAACCAGGCACAGGCGAUAUACGCUGCUGCAUCUCAGAUGAUGAUAGGUAAUAUGAUGAUGGACCACUUGUCUAGCAACAACAACAACAACAACAAUAACAAGAGAAGAAAGAAGCGCAGUGGUUCACCAAAGCGCCGCAUGCGAUCCCGAUCUGAGAGCCCUCAGCGCAACAAGAGAGCUAGGGAUGGCAAGAGACGUAGAAAUAGGUCCCCUACUUACAAGCGAAGUUACAAUCGUGGCUCGGACUCUCCUCAAAAAGUUCAGAGACGUGAGGAAAGGAAAAGCGAAGAAAUGAAAAAAGAAGAUAUGAAGAUUGAGGAGAAUGACGAGAACUUGUACCAGCCUCCUACUCCUGAGGAAAACGUCGUAGCGGUGGAAGCUGAAAGUGAGAAUUAUGUUCCAGACGGAAACAAGACCCCUGACUACAAAGCUGAUGAUGGGACACCAAAAACACCUGAAUACGACGCCGUCACCGGAUCAGCAGUCACUCCCCCUAGAUCCGCCUCUCAUCAAAUAACUAUGACGUCAUCAUCACAAGACAACAAGACGUCAUCAAAUAACAAUAAUCAAUCAGACUUUAUCACUUCGCCCCCUUCGAGGAAGACAGUAGCAUCAGUGAAGGCCACAUUGUCACUCAGCCCUAAGAUGAUCUCUCUAAAGAAGAUAGGAGAUACUCCAGACUUGUCAAGUCCUGUUCCAGAUGUUGGAAUAAAGUCUUUAGCAGACAUCCUGCGUGAACAAGCUCUGAAGUCAAUGAAACGGAAACCGACACCAGAAAGAGAAAUUGAAAGGGAAAGUGAGAGUGGGAGGAACACACGUGAUGUCACACCAGAUCUGGAUAACUUCAGAACCCGCGCUGAGUCGCCCACUCUUGAUCGUUCAACUACUGAGACAGCAAAGUUGGUUCGACCAUUUGAUGACAUCGACAGAAACAUGUUCAAACCUGAGAACAGUCUCAACUCAGAUGAAGACGAUUUUUACUCGGACGAUGAGUUUGAUCCAAAGAAAUAUGAAAAGAAUUCAGAAGACGAAUUAUUAGAUAGUCCAGAAAGAAAACACGACUUUACUGGAAUUACUAUGAACUUUAAAGUUACUCCAAAAGUGACUAAAGAUGAGAAACGUAAAGCAAAGAUUGAAAAGAAGCGAGCUAAAGAGCUGAAGAAGAAAAAGAAAGAGGAGAAAAAACUGAAGAAACUCAUCAAAAAACAAGGCCAAGCAGAUAAUUUGGAGACUGAGACUUCUCCCAACAACUCAGAUAGAGCGGCUCCAGCCUGGCAACGAAGGUUAAUCAGCUCUCACCUUACUGGAGCUGACAGCCCCGCAACUAAUUCGCCCGAUUCUUCCCCUCCGAGUACUCCUGAUAAUGAUGACUCUGAGUUUCUUAAAACGCCUGAGAAGUGCGAUCAGAUAUUCUUUGAGACCUCCCCAUCUACUGAAGAACCGAGACCCAAAAGAAAAUCCAAGAGAAAAGUAGUAGUCCUAAACAAAGAUCCCACAAACAACACUCCCCAACAACCUGAAGUACCAGAACCUAAACCUGAAGUUAAAACAACUUCGCCCUCUGCUAGGAAACCGUUAGCAGCAGUGUUUAGUGCUACUAUCAGAAGUCUUGUGCCGCCUAAAGCAGAACAGAGCAACACUGUAUCAACUACUGCAAACAGACAGGUUAAAGGAUUUAACCCGUUUGCUCCAUCAUCCUCCCAACCUAUUAGACCCACCCCUGCUCCAGCCGUUCCCACCAUCACACCUCUAGUUAGACCAACUAGACCAGAUACCGUACCUCUAGUUAGACCAACUAGAUCGGAUACACGUAAAGUUACAGCUGAGGUUAAACAGACAAGGAGGCUAGGAGGUGUUAAAACUAUAAAGAUCAGGAAAACGGUUCCAACAACAGUUCCUACAACGGUUCCAACAACAGUUCCUACAACAGUUCCUACAACAGUUCCUGAACAGAGGUUUACACCAGCAGUUACUAGUGUGAAACCUGUUGUUAAACCCCCUGUUGAACUGUCGCCUCCCCCUAUUGAUGACGAUCUUGACGAUUUGGACAAGGAACUAGAUCUCCUAAAUGCAGCCCUGGACAUUGAACCAGCUUCCUUCAAAUCCAAGUCUAAACCAGAAACUAAAGAUGAUGAUGACGAUCUGUUCGCAGAUAUUGAAGAGUUCCUGAACGAAGAAAGAAGAAAUCUUUGAGAAGAUUUAUUUUUUUAGUGGUUAAAUUAUUAGCUUUUAAAUUUGCGCGGUCGUUGGUUAUUGGAGGAACUGUGGAAGAACUAUUAUUGUUAGCUGAAAGUGUUUUAUAGGUCCAGUAAAAUAAUUUGUAUGUUGGUAAAUUAUUUACAUCAGUUAGUGGUUUGAGAGGUCAAGUUGAAUCUCGUAUAACCUGCUUAGAUUUGGACUGGGGGUAUGACUGGCAUAGAAUUGUGUUUAAAAUGUGACACGCCACAAACUAUGAAUAAUUCGACACCUAAUUCAAAUGUAGAAACAUGUUGAGAUGAUGAUAACAGAAAUAUUAUAUAAAGAUCCGCUUCAUUAAUGCUACAAAGUACAAAUGCAUGUAGUGAAACUUUCAAAUAACUUACAGCUGUUUGAAGUGGGUCCAAAUUAUUUUUGAUGGGUUGAAGUUACGGUGUUUAACAUAUGCUAUUACCUUAUUUAUCUUCCAAAAAUAACGAAAAAUGUUGAAGGUCUACUGUGUACUGAAUUUUCAAUUUUUGUCAAAUCGUUCAUGUUCUUGGGCUUGAUUUCCUGGUUAUUUGUGCAACUGGACCUUCAUUGAUCUGUUUCCCCCCUUUUUAUUAAUUUUCCGUUUUUCUGCUUGGUAAAUUGGAUGAUUGUUAGCGAUGGUUUUCCUCAGGCAAUCCCGAUAGUAAUUGUGGAAACUAUUUUAAUGUUAUCUGGUAAAAUCAGUUACAUUUUAUCUACACAUGAUGUUUUGUCUGGUUAAUUACAGUGAAAAAUGUGGGUAAUCUUAUUAAUUUCGCUUAUUAUUUCAAUCAAUUCUCAAA
Molecule: messenger RNA, 3363 nt
Organism: Bolinopsis microptera
Lineage: Eukaryota; Metazoa; Ctenophora; Tentaculata; Lobata; Bolinopsidae
Product: proteoglycan 4-like
Exons: 19
Coding region: 77-2548 (823 amino acids)
Source: RefSeq, a predicted model, not a curated record